AUGAGCAGCGACCGGAGCGCGCCCGGACGGCCGGGCUGGGCGGGCAGUCUCCUUGGCGGCCGGGAGGCGGCGGCGCGGCCGCGACUGCUGCCGCUGCUCCUGGUGCUUCUGGGCUGCCUGGGCCGCGGCGCAGCGGCGGAGGACGCAGAAGUCAAUGCCGAGAACUGGCUGAGGCUCUACGGCUACCUGCCCCAGCCUAGCCGCCACAUGUCCACCAUGCGCUCUGCCCAGAUCCUGGCCUCAGCCCUCGCCGAGAUGCAGCGCUUCUAUGGGAUUCCGGUCACAGGCGUGCUUGACGAAGAAACCAAGGCGUGGAUGAAGCGACCCCGCUGCGGGGUGCCAGACCAGUUUGGGGUGCGCGUGAAAGCCAAUCUGCGGCGACGGCGGAAACGUUAUGCCCUCACUGGGAGGAAGUGGAAUAACCACCACCUGACCUUCAGCAUCCAGAACUACACAGAGAAGCUGGGAUGGUACCACUCACUGGAGGCAGUGCGAAGGGCCUUCCGUGUGUGGGAGCAGGCCACGCCCCUGGUCUUCCAGGAGGUGCCCUAUGAAGACAUCCGGCUGCGGAGGCAGAAGGAGGCUGACAUCAUGGUACUCUUUGCCUCUGGCUUCCACGGCGACAGCUCACCAUUUGAUGGCACAGGGGGCUUUCUGGCCCACGCCUAUUUCCCUGGCCCUGGUCUGGGCGGGGAUACCCAUUUCGAUGCAGAUGAGCCCUGGACCUUCUCCAGCACCGACCUGCAUGGGAACAGCCUCUUCCUGGUGGCCGUGCAUGAGCUGGGCCAUGCGCUGGGGCUGGAGCACUCCAGCAACCCCAGUGCCAUCAUGGCGCCCUUCUACCAGUGGAUACCCCCUCAGCCACCACCCCCAGGCGGGAAGCCGGAGCGGCCCCCAAAGCCAGGCCCCCCAGCCCAGCCCCGAGCCACGGAACGGCCUGACCAGUAUGGCCCUAACAUCUGCGACGGGGACUUUGACACAGUAGCCAUGCUGCGUGGGGAGAUGUUCGUGUUCAAGGGCCGCUGGUUCUGGCGGGUCCGGCACAACCGCGUCCUGGACAACUAUCCCAUGCCCAUUGGGCACUUCUGGCGUGGCCUGCCCAGUGACAUCAGUGCUGCCUACGAGCGCCAAGAUGGACGCUUUGUCUUUUUUAAAGGUGACCGCUACUGGCUCUUCCGAGAAGCCAACCUAGAGCCCGGCUACCCACAACCGCUGACCAGCUACGGCCUGGGCAUCCCCUACGACCGCAUCGACACGGCCAUCUGGUGGGAACCCACAGGUCACACCUUCUUCUUCCAAGAGGACAGGUACUGGCGCUUUAAUGAGGAUACACAGCGUGGAGACCCUGGCUACCCUAAGCCCAUCAGCGUGUGGCAGGGGAUCCCUACCUCCCCCAAAGGGGCUUUCCUGAGCAACGAUGCAGCCUACACGUACUUCUACAAGGGCACCAAGUACUGGAAGUUUGACAACGAGCGCCUGCGAAUGGAGCCGGGCUACCCCAAAUCCAUCCUGCGGAUCAUGGCUGCCAAGAGCAUCGCGAAUGGACCCCGAUGGCUCAGAUGUGGUUCAAUCAUUUCUUCAACCUCCCGGAGUGAAGUAGAGCCCCAAGGAAGCGGUGAAGCCGGUGGCGAUGAGGGUCAGCGAGGCCGGGCGCUGGUGCUGGCGGAGAGGGACUCGGGAGGGACAGGUGAGGACGGGGCAGCCGAGUGGUGGUGCAGGCUGGAGGAGGUCACGCUGACAGUGAACAUGGCGAUGGUGCUGGCGCCACCAGCUGCUGCUGCCCUCUGCAUCCUGGGCCUCACCACGCCUCCUUGCAGAUGCAUGAAGGCGCCUCACAAGAUGCUCCUUACUAUUGCCCUCUGGCUCGGGCACAGCCAGGAGGGACCAGAGGGUCAGGAAGGCCCAGUUGGAGUAGCUGAGGCUGGUUUUGAGGGGCUCCUCUCACCCUGA
Messenger RNA from Puma concolor (puma), 1950 nucleotides. The record is from RefSeq and is a predicted model, not a curated record. NCBI's taxonomy places the organism in Eukaryota, Metazoa, Chordata, Mammalia, Carnivora, Felidae.